Messenger RNA from Cooperia oncophora, 228 nucleotides. The record is from the annotation of a GenBank genome assembly. NCBI's taxonomy places the organism in Eukaryota, Metazoa, Nematoda, Chromadorea, Rhabditida, Trichostrongylidae.
AUGCAUGCAUUCACCUUCACUAUACUCUUUCUACUUGCCGAUCUCAAUCUCUCCUAUCCAGAUGACGUCGUUUGCUACAGGAAAUGGUAUUUUGACAACCCGCGACCAGCACCCAGGCGCUGCCCUCCGUCAGACUUCCUGUCGUACUAUGAAUGCUGUGGCGAAUCUGAUGCUUGCUGCCGACGAAUUCGAAUCGAGUUACUGUUAGUGUUCUAUUCUACUUUAUAG